Acaulospora colombiana is the source of this 628-nucleotide messenger RNA. The record is from the annotation of a GenBank genome assembly. NCBI's taxonomy places the organism in Eukaryota, Fungi, Glomeromycota, Glomeromycetes, Diversisporales, Acaulosporaceae.
AGUGUGUAGUAGAAGCAGCAAAGAUGUUGAUGAAAAGAUUGCAGCAAAGCUCAAAACGCGGAGCCCAGUGAGAAUCGAACGGGCCCUUUACAAACACAAGAGCAUGGAUAGACUCACCGACGUGAUGAUGAAGGCGUCCACAAAGCUGCUCAAACGAGUUCUGGCGGAGUCGUCCAAAGGAUUUGCGAUUGAGGGCAAAGCGCAAGACAAAGCAAGCGAUGGGUUGCAAAUGAUUGGUUCGCCUUGUUCGCCGCUUUGGACAGUCUCAAUUAGCCUUUUGGAAAUAUUUUUUGUCGACAACCCCUAUCGAGCAGGUUCACGAAAAGAACGAGUUCUAGCACGGGCAGAGAUCCAGAUUCACGGGUCCGUGAAUACGAGCUCUAUGCGUCUAGGGUUUGGAUUUAGACGUUUAUGUCGGCGUGGCUUUGCUAGUAUCAGCCUGACAGCCUUAGCAACUUGCGCUCUCAAGCACGCGUACACUUUUUACUCGCGAAUUCAGGCUUUACCAAACGUUUCCCACUGCAGAACGUUACAACUGUGUAUUUGUCAUAGAGUGCCUUCGUCGCAUUCAUCGAACCAGUUACCGACUGCCACUAGGCCCAUUCCCUGUCAAUUGACAGGGGUAUAG